Cylindrotheca closterium is the source of this 777-nucleotide messenger RNA. The record is from the annotation of a GenBank genome assembly. Lineage: Eukaryota; Bacillariophyta; Bacillariophyceae; Bacillariales; Bacillariaceae.
AUGGGCGAUACAGGAGGUGACUUUGAGUUGAUGGGCGAUCUUCCUGUCCACCGUGGUGAAGCAUCCCUUUCCGCGAACGAUGCGGACGACGGUGGUUUCAAACUAUUGCCCGACUACGCCAAAACGGUUACUCGAAUCACCUUUAUGGUUGCCACUGCUUCUCUAUUGUCGGGUGUUUUGGCCAUGUGGUGGUGUGCCAGUCAAGUGGCGUAUAUCGCAUUUUUCUUCCCAUUGGUAACAGCUCCAGCGGUGGUAGUGCAACGGAUUCGAAUUCAGUGGAUGCCAACUCUGAGACAGGAAUUGAACAAAUUGCGAAGUUCCGUCAAUGAUUUCGCCUAUCAGAAUGCUCGAUUACAAGCCGAGAAUACACGGUUGGAGCAACAAGUCAACAAAUUAUCGGGUGUGGAGGACCGCCUUGCUGAGAUUGUUGAAAAAGAAGGCAGGAAUGUCAAUGAAUUCAAGGGGCUAUUAAAGGAAAAUAAAUCGAUACAAGAGGAAAUGGCGGCACUACUCCAAGCCGAAAAGUUUCAUCAACUCAUCGACGCCAUGAUUGCAUCCGAACAAGAGGUAGACAACGUUGUGUGUGAAAAGGAGAUGGAUAUCUUUAUGCGACGAUUAAAGGGGUUACAUCCUGGUCGCAAUUCCAGCUACAUUGAUGAGGAAGCCCUUCGAGCCGCCUUUUUGGGAACGAAUCAAUCACCGGAGGCUUUGUUGCAGGUUACAUCUAGCUAUUUGUCGAGCAAGAGUCAGGAGACGGAGGGUGCAAAUAUUGUGUGA